This is a messenger RNA of Scutellospora calospora, 282 nucleotides long. The record is from the annotation of a GenBank genome assembly. Lineage: Eukaryota; Fungi; Glomeromycota; Glomeromycetes; Diversisporales; Gigasporaceae.
AUGAAUCCUACUCUUAUUUGUAAAUCUUUUAAGUGCUAUAGAAUUUCUAACUCACAAAAUAGCAAAGAAGACUAUUUAAUAUUUGAUUAUAAUCAAUUUAAUCAACAAACAAAUUCUUGUAAUUAUAUAUAUAUACAUGAAGAACUAAAUAACAUUAGUAAUAAUUUUAGUAUCAUUAUAGAAGAAAGUCCUAGUGUUAAUAUAGAUGAAAAUUUGAAUAUUAGUACAAGUAAUAGCUUAAAUACCAAUAUAAGUAAAAUCUUAAAUGUAAAUAUUAAUUAA